AAUUUAUAUCGGUUGGAUAAAGCUAAUAUCAUUUCCCACCCUUCCAUUUUGCCUAAACCUCAAGUAUGUUGCUACUUUCUCCAGCAUCCACCUCACUAUUACCAAAGCCAUUUCACAAUUUCAAUGCUAGAGAUAGAACAACAACAACAACCAGAUUUGUAUCUCCCCUGAAAAUUUCAGCCAAGGCAAAGGAAAGCAGCGAUGAGAGCACCCCCACCAUUGCAGAGAUAGCAGCCAUUGCAGGAGGCUUAAUCUCCACCCCUGUGAUUGGCUGGUCCCUGUACACCCUCAAAACAACCGGGUGCGGCCUGCCGCCUGGACCGGGCGGUUCAAUCGGCGCACUCGAAGGUGUCAGCUAUUUGGCCGUCCUGGGGAUUGUGGGUUGGUCCUUGUACACCAAAACCAAAACCGGCUCCGGUCUGCCCAACGGACCCUUCGGACUGUUGGGUGCUGUUGAAGGUCUGUCUUUCUUGUCCUUGCUCUCCAUUUUGGUGGUGUUUGGGUUGCAGUUCGUUCAGAAUGGCUCCAUUCCAGGUCCAAUCCCAACUGACCAGUGCUUUGGAUGAGUUGGGAUUAUUGGCCGGUACAAUCCUAUCUUGUGUUUGUGGACACGGUUGGUUGGUCCUCCAAUUGAUCAUGCUUUUCAAUUACUAGGAUAAUGUGUAGGGUAUCUAUCUAAAAGAAAUAUGCCAUUACGAUGUUUUUCCCAACUUUCCUUUCUUCUGUGAGUAGAAAUGAAUAUCAAAGAAUUACAAAGUGA
Malus domestica (apple) is the source of this 760-nucleotide messenger RNA. RefSeq lists its product as uncharacterized. The record is from RefSeq and is a predicted model, not a curated record. NCBI's taxonomy places the organism in Eukaryota, Viridiplantae, Streptophyta, Magnoliopsida, Rosales, Rosaceae.